AUGGCUGAUACAGACGAAGCGGCAGCCCACCUCCCAGCCUCGCAGGACUCCGCACCGCAAAUCGAAACCGACCUGUCCGACGAGACGCAGGACUUCAGAUUCCUGAAUAACCUUGCCUUCCCCUCCGACUCAUCGCAAACAUCCCUCCCCCGCCGCGGCGAAAAAGACUUCGAACCAAAUCCUACAAACUACCAGGCCGAUAUCCUCGAUGCGUCGCGUCAGGCGAUGCACAAUGCGCUUUCGCAUCCGCGGUUACAUCAUCCCAAGCAUCGAGUUAUUGCGUAUUAUGCACCCGAUGGACCUGCGCCGCCUGCGACCAACGUGAGUGAAGAGAAAGACGAGAAGGAGACUGCUACGAACGACGACGAGGAGCAAAAUCCAAAGAAAGAAACAAGCGCAGAUGCAGGAACAGGGAUAGGUGUCCCUGCGGACUCAUGCGUAUACGUCCCCAACCCCAAGGGUCAAUACUUUAAAUCAAUGGGCCGGGCAGAUCGCUGGAACCGGGUAUGGCUGUUACCCGAAGAAGCGCUGUAUCUCAUUGAACGUGGGAGUCUGGAUAUCAGGUGGCCGGUAUCAGUUACAGGACCUACCGCUGAAGAAGGUGAAGAAGAUUUGGGGAUCCCGAUGAGUUUGCAGGCGGCGUAUGCGUGCUUUACUGGGAGAGGGGGGUUGUCCGUGGAGCGGUUUUCGGUAUAUACUGGAUUGAGGCGGCUUGGGUAUACGGUUAUUCGGGCGCCGGGGUGGGAUGAUGAGAGUGAUGAGGUGCAAAAUGAGGAGAGUGCGCCGCAGCAGGGUCUAGGGAUUUUUGGUCGAUUCCUGCAUUGGUUGCAUAACUGGAAUAGUUCGACAGGGAUUACGACUACCGGUCCUGUGGUGGGAUUGGGUUUACACCGGAGUUACAACGCCAUCUACCGCAAACUCGCCGUCAUCCCCUACCACGACCCCGUCACACCCCAAUCUCCUCGUCGCAAAACAACUCCCCCCUUCCGCGUCGUUUUCCACGUCUACAAACCCUCAACCGCAUUCCGCAAAUCCGCUCCUCCAACCUCCGACUUCAGAAUCGCAGUUGUCAACUCCAGAACCCAAACCACCAUGCCAACGCUAUCCCAGCUCGGCGCACUCCUCGAAAGCACACCGUUAGACCCCCCGCGCGGCGAGAAGAUGGAUCGCAUGAUGUACAUGCGUCUCCGGCACGGGUACCGAAAUGUGAUUCUUGCAGUCGUGGAUCAGGGCGUCGUUAGUUUUCUGAGAGUUGGGGAUGCGGCGUUUGGGAAAGAGAAGGUUUAUGCGGAGAAGCCGCCGGGUCCUAAGAAGGGAGGGUUUCGGCCGCGGCCCAAGAAAUAA
This is a messenger RNA of Aspergillus glaucus CBS 516.65, 1344 nucleotides long. RefSeq names its product tRNA-splicing endonuclease subunit SEN54 family protein. The record is from RefSeq and is a predicted model, not a curated record. NCBI's taxonomy places the organism in Eukaryota, Fungi, Ascomycota, Eurotiomycetes, Eurotiales, Aspergillaceae. Gene Ontology annotation, biological process: tRNA-type intron splice site recognition and cleavage. Gene Ontology annotation, cellular component: tRNA-intron endonuclease complex. The coding region runs from base 1 to 1344 and encodes 447 amino acids. The transcript has 3 exons.